Mya arenaria is the source of this 2289-nucleotide messenger RNA. RefSeq lists its product as uncharacterized. NCBI's taxonomy places the organism in Eukaryota, Metazoa, Mollusca, Bivalvia, Myida, Myidae. Gene Ontology annotation, molecular function: RNA polymerase II cis-regulatory region sequence-specific DNA binding; protein dimerization activity; DNA-binding transcription factor activity, RNA polymerase II-specific. Gene Ontology annotation, biological process: regulation of DNA-templated transcription; spermatogenesis. Bases 133 to 1341 code for a protein of 402 amino acids. Gene Ontology annotation, cellular component: nucleus. The record is from RefSeq and is a predicted model, not a curated record. The transcript is spliced from 8 exons.
GUGCGCGACAUUUACGUCAUUGCAGACGACGUUUUUCAGAACGCGCGGGGCACGUUAGCAGCACGUAAACAACAACAGCUGUUUUGGCGAAGAAAUUCUUAUUGACGGAAUAUAUGUUUACAACAACAGAAAAUGGAUGAAUUUCGAGGAGAAUGCACAGAAUCUUUGUCAUACACAGCAGAUGAUAUGUGUAGCAGAUCAAAGAUCCCUAAAAUGGGAGAGGAUUUAGAUGAUGCUUGCAGUCCACUGCGCAACAAACCAAUAGCUGAUGAAACAGACACACUUGAAGGGUUACCUUUUGAAAGUACAUGUAUUGAUGAUUGUAUCACCACAGAUCAAAAUAUGACUGAGGAAAACAAAAUAAGUUUAGAAACUGACUUGGAUCACCACAACAAUAAUCCAACAAAUUAUUUACUGACAGAUUUUAAUAAUAAUUUGUGUUCAGAAGCCAGUUGCAUGCCAAGUCUGAACUACAGCAGGAAUGAUCAUGUUGAUCCUUGCUGCUCAGUACCACUGGAUGAAGAUGACAAAAGAGUGGCAGAAAACAUUGUUAGGAAGCUGUGUAAAAAUGGCAAGUUGAUGGAGUUUCAGGAAGGGGAAGACUUCAUUAAGGUGAUAGUCUAUGAGGACUCGCAGGAGGAUGAGAACACAGAGUCCGGGGAUGAGGCCCCAUCAUACACUGCUGCCUCCACCAGCUCCUCCAGCCACCUCCUCAAACUUGCCGAACAUGCUGACAAGGAAAACCGACACCUAGGUGAAAAUAGUACUCCUCUGAGUUCCAGAGGUCAACACAAUUCAUCCAUGAAAUUCAAGCUGAGCGAAACAGAAGCUAGUGACACAGGGCGUUUGUUCACCCCUCACCCAAGAAGUGGUUACAUGUUCUACUCGUCAGAUGGCUCCAGCCAGACAGUGAUGGGGCCUCCCCUUGUGGCUCAACCUAUCCCGUCUAACUCAAACACACCUAUCACUUCCAGAAUGAUGACACCUGGGUCCCAAGGUCUGCUUUUGAACAGCAGUGGUGAGGAGGUGAGCCCAUAUGACCCAUUGGGGGUUCCGUCCCAGCAGGAGCUGCACAACAGGAUGCGCUCCCUCGUCAACAUGCCCCAGUUUAUGGUCGAGGAUACAGGACAAGUCCGGGAGCAGCACAACCAGAAGGAACGCAGACGCAGAGCAAGGAUCAAGGAGGCGUGUAACUUGUUACGUCAGUUGGUGCCAGGGAUGUCAGACAAGACAGACAAAGCCACAGUGUUUGAGUUUGCAGCAAGAUAUGUGCACUUCCUGAAGGCACAUACUGGAGCACAGUAUGACAAGGAUUUCCUGAUGAAAUAUAGUCCAUACUGAAGCAUGAUGGGUGUUCCCCAUGGCAUCAAAGAAAACAUGAUACAAACUAAUAUUUUUGUUAUUUAAUAUGUUUGAGUUAGAUAUUUGUAAAUUGAUUUAAUUUAUUAAAUAUUUUGCUGUUCUGUCUUGAAAGCUUUUCAGUUCAAUUCAUGUUUAAAUUGUUAAAAAAGUCAGGUUUUACUUUAUGUGCCUAUUGUUUUUCAUGUCUGUAUUAGUUUACAAAAAAGUCAAGUUAUUGUCAUAGUUUAAGUAUCAUCAGUGGUGGCGUCAUCCUCCAGAAAUUUAAUGUUGGCCAUAACUUGAAAACAUUACAUAGGUAUUUUUUUUUUAUUAAUAUGAAAACUUAUAUACAUCAGCAGUAUGACAACAUGCUGAGCAAGACCCAUAGCUCUGGCUAACAUAUCUGUAAAGUUAUGCCCCUUGAUCCAUUGAGAAAAACAGACUUGUGCUUGCAUCCAAGUGCUGUUAUUUUACAAUCCAAUUUUGUGCUUUUUAUUUACUUUGCCAUUCUUUGUUGUAAUUAUAUAAACAUUUCUUUGUUUUAAUACUGCCUAUUGUUUGAAUAUUGCUGUUUAUUAUUUGUUUACUAUUGUUUUAGAAUCAACACUUGAUUUCAGAAAACUUUGUUAACUAUAACACAAAUUUACAUGUAUAUUGAUGUUAUUUGUUGAUUUCAAAGAAUACCUUUUAUUUUUAUACUUUGUGUAAUGGCUGAUGAAUAUGUGAAAAUAUGGUGUGCAUGCAGGAAGACCACAUGCUAGACUGCUUUAUGACCCGUGAAUGGUUGUCAAUUUUGAAGUAAGAAUGUCAGUUAUUUAGUAUUAAAGAAUGUUUAGGCAACAUGUUCUAAUUAUAUGUAUUGUCUUGAGCUUUUUUUAUUCCCCCAAGUUAUGAAAUAUGUUCCCUUUAAAAGUAAAAAACACGUAGUUUGAGAUUGUUUUAUGAUGU